CUCCUCCUCCUCUCUCCAUUUCCUCCUUCUCUCUUUCACUUCACCUCUUUCCUUCCUUCCUUCUAUCCUUCCUUCCCCAAUUAACUAAUUAGGGUUAAUUGUGGGUCUGGGGGUGCCUUUUUCCUGCCAUUUCCUCCUUUAGAGCCAAAGACUGAAGGAGGGGAAGGGGCUGAAGGGAGGGUUUUGGGGUUCAGGAGCCUAAUUUGGGGGGAUUUGGGGGGGAAAUGGGGUGUUUCAGCCUUGGAUUUGGAGAGAGAGGCUGAAGGGGACAUUUGGGGUCCAAUUUGGGGUGAAUUCCCUCCCUGAAGUGUAGGAGAGAGGAGCAAAACCCUCAAUUAUUAAUAUUAUUAACAUUAUUAUAUAUUAAUUAUUAUUAUUUGGGGGAUGUUUAUUAAUAUUAUUAUUGGGGGGGAACCUAAGAGUACCUUGUUUCUCUAUUUCAGUUGAAUUUGGGUUUUUUUAAGGAGGCAGAAGUGGGUGCUCACCCCAAAAGUGUUGGGGUUCUUGUAUGGUUGUUGAGUGGUUACAUUUUGGGGUGACUGAGGACUUGAAUAGUCUUAUAGGGCUUUUUUGGGGUGACAUUGAGAAACUGAAGGGUUUUUGUUUUGUUUUGGGGUCCCUGAGGAGUUGAAAAGGUUUCAGAAAAUUUGGGGGGUCACUAAGGAGUUAAAAAGGUUAGAUAAAUUUUGGGGGUGACUGAGGAGUCGAAAAGGUUUGAGACAUUUUGGGGGCGACUGAGGACUUGGAUACAUUUGAAGAAUUGGGGGGCUGACUGAGGAGUUGAAUCGGCUUGGAAGCUUUUUGGGGGUGUCUGAGUAACUGUAGUGUAUUUUGGGGGUCACUGUGGAGUCGAAUAGGCUUGGAAAAGUUGAGUGGAGAGUGACUGAGGAGUUGAAUAUAGGCUUGAAUACAUUUGGGGGUGACUGAGGAAUGUGUUAGUAAGUUUUUGGGGUGACAGGAGUUGAAUAGCCUUGGUGACUUUAGGGGGUGAUUGAGAAGUCGAAUGCCUUUAGCAAAUUUUUAGGGUGGAGUUGGAUAGGCUUGAUUAAAUUUGGGGCGUGCCUGAGGAAUUGAAUGCGCUUGGUCAAUUUUGGGGGCAACUGAGGACUUGGAUAGGUUUGAUUAAAAUUGGGGGUGACUUGAGUAGAAUGGUGAAUUUUGGGGGGUGGCGGUGGCUGAAGAACUGACUCUAUGCUUGACAAAAUUUGGGUGACUGAGGAAUUGAAUGUGUUUGGCAAAUGUUAGGGGUGUCUGAAGAAUUGAAUGUGCUUCCCGAAUUUUAGGGGUGACUGAAGAGUUGACUCAGCUUGGCAAAUUUGGGGGUGACUGAGGAGACCAGCAAGAAAACCCCUUUUAGCUUGGGUUUGUUUUGGGGAGGUAGUAGGACCCAGGUGCCCAAUUCCCUUGCUGAAGCUAGGUUUCGAAGUCUCUGGUUUCAGGGUACCCCUUAGAUAUUGGUGAUUUGGGGGCGCCUUAAGUGCUGUGGAUUGAAAGGCAGUUGGUGGAUCGGAGCUUAGGGUUUGGUACGGAGGGGGAAAGACCUUCGCUGGGUGAUGCCUUCAAUUUUGGGGGUGCCGAAACUGGCUGCCGAGAGGUUGGGAGGGUAACCCUCAGUGGCAUGCAGUAUGUCGGGGUAAUUUUGGGGCAUGAUUUCCAUUGGCAGGUCGGAGGAGGAGGCGGUGGUGAAAUCGGUGUGACCGAAGUGUUGCCCAGCUGGACAUUUUUGGCACAGAAGGGAAGUAUUUGUGGGGGGGAAAUAAGCUUAUCUCCUUAGAGCAGAGUGUUGGUGACUUUGAGGGGUGCCAGGUAAACUUUAGGGGUUUGGGUGUGGUUUGCCAGUGCCCAGAGAGGCCUCUGUUAGAGAACUGAGGAAGGAAAGGGCAUCUUCUUCCUUUUUUCCUCCCCUUCCCUCUCUCUCAUACAAAGAAUCGUCUCUGUAUCUGCCGCAAUGACAGGCAAGUCGGUCCGAGACGUGGACAGGUAUCAGGCUGUCCUGGCCAAUCUGCUGCUGGAAGAGGAGAACAAAUACUGUGCGGACUGCCAGGCCAAAGGGCCAAGAUGGGCCUCAUGGAAUAUCGGGGUGUUCAUCUGCAUCCGCUGCGCUGGAAUCCACAGGAAUCUGGGUGUCCACAUAUCCCGAGUAAAAUCUGUCAAUUUGGACCAAUGGACGCAAGAGCAAAUACAGUGCAUGCAGGAGAUGGGGAAUGGCAAAGCAAACCGCCUCUAUGAAGCCUACCUCCCAGACAACUUCAGGCGACCUCAGACAGACCAAGCAGUGGAGGGCUUUAUCAGAGACAAGUAUGAAAAGAAGAAAUACCUGGACAGAAGUCUUGAUGUCAACGCAUUACGGAGAGAAAAGGAUGACAAAUGGAAAAAGGAGGGCCCCCCUGAAAAAAAAUUGGAGCCAAUUAUCUUCGAGAAAGUGAAAAUGCCUCAGAAGAAAGAUGACUCUCAAACCAGGAAAAGUCCUUCUAGAUCUUCCGAGCCUGUCAUGGACUUACUAGGACUUGAUGCCCCUGUUUCGGCUACCCUCCCCAAUGGCAGGUCUAGCAGCUGUUUAGAGAAGGACUUGGACUUGUUUGGUUCCAUGCCCUCUGAGAGGAAGGUUGUUGGGUCGAUGCCCACAGCUGGAAGUGCUGGGUCUGUUCCUGAAAACCUGAACCUUUUUCCUGAACCUGGAAACAAGGCUGAAGAGGUGGGGAAGAAGCAGCUCUCCAAGGAUUCCAUCCUCUCCUUGUAUGGCUCCCAGACGCCACAACUACCUACGCAAGGAGCUGUAUUCCUAGCCCCGGCCCAAAUGGGGUACCCUGCAGCAUAUCCCAGUUUUCCAGGCAUGGCACCGCCCAGUGGCGUAAUGGGCGGCAUGAUGGCCCCACCGGUUGGAAUGAUGGCACAGCCAGGAGCAGCCGGCAUGGUGACCCCAAUGGCAAUCCCCACGGGUUACGUUGGAGGUAUGCAGACGGCCGUCAUCGGGGUACCCAACGGCAUGAUGGCAGCUCAGCAGCCUGGCUAUGUGGCAGGGAUGGCACCUGUUCAGCCACCCAUGUAUGGGGUGCAACCAGCGCAGCAGCUACAAUGGAACCUGGCCCAGAUGACGCAGCAGAUGGCUGGGAUGAACUUCUACGGCACAAAUGGGAUGAUGGGGUACGGACAGUCAAUGGGCCGAGGCGGGACCCAAGGAACCAAUCAAACCCUCAGUUCCCAGGUGUGGAAAUAACGCAUCUGGAUUUGGACCAUAUCUUCCCCUUUUUUUCGGCUUCGGUUUUCCCGUUGGUUUGGUUUUUUGUUUCUGUAUUAAAGUUGCUUCCUGAAGCUACUGUAAAUUUUUCCUUCCUGUGCCGAUGGCCUCAGCCAGACUUUCCUUGUGUGUAACGGAGACCACUGGGCUACUUUCCCGGCCCACAUCUAAGUCACUGAUGGAGUCGAAACCUUUGCUGUCUUGGCUUGUUAAAUUGUGGGCAGAUUUCUUACUUUUGUGGAGAGGGCUGUAGAGGAGGGACAUAAUGUGGGAACUGAACUUUCUAGUUGGAUUUCAACCAUAACUUCAAGUCUGCUUACCUUUGGUUUUUUGGAAAGGGCAGCCAUGGUAGCCGAAUUGACUCUGGGUUCAUAUCUUUGGUGAUGGUUUUGCCUUGAAGGCAUCCUAAUUUUUUUUUUAAAGAAGUGGACCGAAACUAUUGAAAAACACAUAAUCUCUCCUCUGAUACUAGUUUAUGUUCCUCUCUUUUCCUUACUGCCCUGUCUCAUAUUCCGUUUCUUUAACCCAUUCAUCUCGAUUCCCUUCUCUUUCUCAUACUUCCACAUUCCAUUUUUCCCCUUCUGAUUUUCAAGACAUAAUUCCAUCUUUCAAGAAACUGUCUUUCCUUAAAGCUAAUGAAACUCUCCUGCGAGGCCCAUGACUGCAAUAUUUCAAAUUAGUUUUGUUUCCCCCUGGAAUUUGGGGGUCCCAUAAGCCCAACUUAUGCUUCCAUCUGUCCUGUAGUGUUAAUACAUUAUUUCCUCACUGCCCUUUAUUCUUUUACCUUUCUGUAAAUGGGCCAAGAUCCUGUGGCAAGUUUCUCCUUGCACUUUUUUUGCACUUUUUUUUGUGUAUCACACAUGGACACACAAACAUGCACACUCUUGCCGGUGUGAAAGUUGUAGUUGUGGAGUACCAGUCACGGGACUGGGGUCAGCCUGGUUCUCCUUUGCCCCUCAACCUCUUCGGUGGGGAAGAAUAUCCAACCUUGCAGUGUUUUCAAAGACUUCUGCUGUCAACGCAAGCAAAAGCUGGGCAUUCUACUGUCUAAUUUACCUUGUGUAUAUGUAAAUUCCUUAAUAAAAAAUAUUGCGGUGCAACAUUA
Molecule: messenger RNA, 4343 nt
Organism: Sceloporus undulatus (fence lizard)
Lineage: Eukaryota; Metazoa; Chordata; Lepidosauria; Squamata; Phrynosomatidae
Gene: SMAP2
Product: small ArfGAP2
Exons: 10
Coding region: 1949-3217 (422 amino acids)
Molecular function (GO): GTPase activator activity
Source: RefSeq, a predicted model, not a curated record